Messenger RNA from Beta vulgaris subsp. vulgaris (sugar beet), 741 nucleotides. RefSeq names its product RNA polymerase II transcriptional coactivator KIWI. Gene Ontology annotation, cellular component: transcription regulator complex; nucleus. The record is from RefSeq and is a predicted model, not a curated record. Lineage: Eukaryota; Viridiplantae; Streptophyta; Magnoliopsida; Caryophyllales; Amaranthaceae. Gene Ontology annotation, biological process: positive regulation of transcription initiation by RNA polymerase II. Gene Ontology annotation, molecular function: transcription coactivator activity; DNA binding. The transcript is spliced from 4 exons. Bases 24 to 449 code for a protein of 141 amino acids.
AAACAGCCCAUAUAUAUCUAGGAAUGCCAAAAUUCGAAAUGUUUUUGAACAAAUUCAAACCUCUCUUCUCACCGCUAAAAUUUCCACAAACACUCUCUUCGUCUUCCAAAACCUCUCAACUUUCUCUCUUCAUCCUCAACAAAUCAACAAUGUCUGCAAAAUCGAAGAGAAAAGACGACGCUUCCGACGCCGAUUCCGACGGAAACGCUCCUCCUAAGAAGUCCGCUAAACACAACGAUGAAGAUGGCAUCCUCGUUUGCGAGCUUUCGAAGUCUCGGAGGGUAACUGUGAGGAGUUGGCAAGGAAAAGUAGUUGUUGAUAUUCGUGAGUUUUACACUAAGGAUGGCAAGGAAUUGCCUGGUCGCAAAGGUAUUUCACUCACCAUGGAUCAGUGGAAGAUACUCCGUGAUCAUGCUGAGGAUAUUGACCAGGCUGUUGCUGAGAACUAGUACGUUGGCGUACAACAGUAUUUUGUCGAUAUAGUUGAUGGAUGUUAGAUUCGGGGCUGUCAUAUUUUGCUAGCUAGGCUCGGUAUAGCUAUUAGUAGUACUCUUAGCUAAUAUUCGGUAUGUAUGUAUGUUUGAAAAAAGCGAUGCUGUCUCGCGACUGCGUGUAGUCUACCUGUUUAUGAAUUAUGGAUGGCUACAAAUUGCUGUGCUGAAUUGGUACUGUGGUAGUCUAUAUGUGGUUUGCUUAUAUCUAGCUUGCAAUUUACUAAUUUAGAAAUAUUUGAUGCUUAAA